Molecule: messenger RNA, 2034 nt
Organism: Lineus longissimus
Lineage: Eukaryota; Metazoa; Nemertea; Pilidiophora; Heteronemertea; Lineidae
Product: ribosomal biogenesis protein LAS1L-like
Exons: 13
Coding region: 81-1628 (515 amino acids)
Biological process (GO): maturation of LSU-rRNA; maturation of 5.8S rRNA
Cellular component (GO): Las1 complex; preribosome, large subunit precursor
Molecular function (GO): endonuclease activity
Source: RefSeq, a predicted model, not a curated record
UACCACUUUCCUACGCAAGAUGUCGCAUUUUCGCCUCUUCUCACCUACCUCCCCUUCAAGAAAUAACUAGAGAGCAAAACAUGUGGACUCCUGAUCGCCGCGUAGUUGGUUGGUUUAGAAAAGUUGAGUGGGAGUCUGUGUACAAUGAACUAUAUAGUGAUGAUGUUCAGAAACAAACCCAUGCUGUUGGAAGGAUCCGUGUCUGGAAGAGCAGAGUUCUCCACAAGUUGUCUGCCUCUAUCGAUUGUACUUGUAGUCUGAUACAAAGUGUAAUUGAGGACCAUAGCUUGAUCAAAGCUGGGCAGGUCAUUGAAAAGGAUGUCGCUAUCCGCAUGGGCUAUUCCAUAGCACUUGUCAGAUUUGUUAACCUGAUAACUGAUAAACUUCAAAAAAAGUCAUUUGCACAACCUGUUCACCGAUUAGCAGGCACACUUGGCUUACCAGAAUGGAUGGUGAACCUGCGACAUGAAGCCACCCAUGGCUCUCUCCCACAGCUCAGUGUCCUAAGAUCUGGUGCCCAGUUGGCUCUGGCUUGGCUGAAGCGAGAAUAUUGGGAGGCCCAAAAUGAAUGGAAUGAUAAGGAGCCACAAUCCUUGUCAGAUUCCCCUGCUCCUACUGACAGCGUGGAGGACAUGCUGGUCUCUUACAUGCAGCAACAGUAUCAGGUUAUGGACAAUUCGGAGAGCAAUUUGACGAGGAAGGAGAGAGCAACAAUGGAAAGUACCCUGGAUAAUAUUGGAACAGCCAUGUCUUACAGCAGUGAUGAUGUUGUAACAUGCUUACUACAAGAUGGAUACAUGAUUCCUGCACAAAAUCAACUUGAAGCUCUUGAAAUUGACAAUGAUGACUUGGUGGAUAGUCAGAGUUUAGAUCUGCCAAAGCCUCUGACUAAACUUUGGCAGCCUUUAUUGAUGAAGAUGAAUUCCACACAACAAAUUGAACCAUUCUUACAGGAAUUACUAAAAGAGGCUCUAGGUGCUGGACCCGUCCGAGCGAGGCUUCUCAAUGGAUGGGUUUAUACCAUUCUACAAGCUGCAUCUCACCCUGGAGGCCGAGUUUCACAAGAUGGCGAGCUCAUAUUCAGCGAGCCAGGUUAUGUUGACUGGCAGGGAUUAUUUGAUCAUUGUAUUGAACAGCCGGACGUCUACAACAGAAACCUUCUUCCUUGUAUCAUGAAAAAUCUUGAUCCUCCACCUUCUGAAGAAAAUCAGGCAUCCAUCUUGAAGUUGAUUGAUCUGGUUGUAGAGGAGAGGGAAGAGGGCAUGGAAACCAAUGAAGAGGGUGCUGCCACCUGCAGCACAGAUUACCUUGAAAAAUGUAAACAUUUAUCAUCAGAAGAUCCCAGGAGUGGUUUCAACUCAACAGACAAGCUGCCCAGUUUCAAGACGUCUGGGUGGCAACUGUGCACAGAGCCGAUUGACUGGUCCAAGUAUCCUCUGGGGGAAUGCCCUGGUGUCACAUUGGCCUACACCAACUUAGAAAUUAUGAGGAAUGAGAAUGAGGAUGACCAAACAAGUUAUGAUGAGGAGGAUUCAGCUGUCAGGGGUGAACAUCCUAAACCUGUUGACUCUACUGUAUGGAGUGAAAAGGAACUCAACCGUAUUCUGGAGGAGGUUGAUCUUCUGUGAAUCUUAUGCCAAAACGUAGUAAGGAAAUACAAAAUGUACACUGAACAUCAGGAUAUUCAAUAUCUGAUCUUUACAUUUGGACAUUUUCAAAAUGUGGAAACGGAACUAUUCUCAAAAUGGUUCCUCUGUAUUGUAUUCUGUCUGUCACAUGGAGUGUGUGGUAGCGGUAAACUGAAAUACAUGAGUAUUCAAUAAAUUUUUUGUCCAGUUCGUCUCUUAAUAUGUGAACAGGAAUCAUCCCUUGUUGGAUUAACCACCAACUGUACAUGUAUGUGAAGGAAUGUCCUCGCGUCCUGGUUUUCUCCCAGUUGGAAGAUAUAACUGAGAUCAUCACUGACUGUGUGAAGUCUCUCAACUAGAUACCAAUGUCACAACCUGAGGCGAGAUCAUCAGACUUCUCCAUGCA